GUCCUUCAGUCCUUCAGUCCUUCAGCUUCUCUCCCAUUUCUCUCCAGUUUCUGUUCUCUUUCUGUUGGGUUGGUCUGCAGCUGGAAGACGCAACGCCGAGAUGCCACAGAGCAACAUGGACGCCCCGGUUCUGCUGCUACUCAUCAUCCAGAUGACAUCCAGCUCCGUCUACUCUGUCUCCACCAUCUUUGAUUCCUCCACACAUAAACCCCUGAGACUCUCCAGCACCGUCUACACCAUCACAAGUCCUGCCUUAACCGUCACUAACGAGCGAUUAUCAGACUCUGUAAAAACCCACCGGACCACCAGACAGCUCACCAGUUCCAUAGCUGACGGAGCUUCAACGCAUUUGAACGACAUCAGCAACCAUUGGACCAGGAGGUCGCUGACUACAGACUCCAAUUCUGAGGUUUCUACUUCAGUCUCAGAGCUGUCAACUUUAAACAGCGGCCAUUUUGUCUCCUCCAGUCCGGCUGCGUUCACGACUAAGCAAUCCACAGACGUAUCAGUGAGUUUGACAGGCGUAUCAAAGAGUUCGACAGACAUAUGGGAAAGUUUGAAAAGUCCGACAGAUGUAUUGGAGAGUUUGACAGAUGUUGCAGAGAGUCGGACAGAUGUAUCAGAAAGUCAGACAGCCUUAUCAGAGAGUUCGACAGAUGUAUGGGAAAGUUUGAAGAGUUUGGAGAGAUCAACAUAUGUUUCUGAAAGUUCGAAGAGUCUGACAGUUGUAUCAGAGAGUCUGGAGACUUCGACAGCCGUAUCAAAGAUUUUGAAAGAUGUGUCUAAGAGUUCGACACAUGUAUCAGAGAGUUCAAAGAGUCCAACUGAUGUAUCGGAGACUUCGACAGAUGUAUUGGAGAGUUUGACAGACAUGUCGAAGAGUUCGACACACAUAUCUGAGAGUUCGACACACGUAUCGGAGAGUUCGAAGAGUCCAACAGACAUAUCGGGGACUUCGACAGAUGUAUCGGAGAAUUCAACAGACAUAUCGAAGAGUUCGACACACUUAUCAGAGAGUUCGACAGACAUAUCGAAGAGUUUGACACGCUUAUCAGAGAGUUCGACAGACAUAUUGAAGAGUUUGACACACGUAUCAGAGAGUUCGAAGAGUCCAACAGACAUAUCAGGGACUUCAACACACAUAUCGGGGACUUCGACAGAUGUAUCAGAGAGUUCAACACACAUAUUGGAGAGUUUGACAGCUGGAGAUGUUCUUCAGCUCAGGAAGGAUGCCCAGACGAUGUCACAACACCAAAAAGUUUCCACCUCCUCUGCAGCUGUGACUCUGGUUUCCUCCACAUUUACAUCAGAGACAAACGCCACGGAUCUUCUGGUCACCUCUUAUGCUACUGUUGGAUUUUCUGCUGACACAGAGUCAAACCAAGAUACAAGUUAUACAACACAUCUAACUGCUGACAAGAACCUUUCCCCUUCAUCCUCGAUAACUACACGUCCACCUUUGACUGCUUACGUUCCUUUAACAGCAGAUCUGACAUCUACAUCCAUCAUGUUGAAAUAUCCGCCAUCAGCCCUGUCGACCGUUUCCCAAACUUCAGCCACAGUUUCUUCGAUGCUGUCAACAGUUUCUACAGUUCAAAGUAAAGUCUUAGCAAGCACUAAGACUGAUGCAGCUCCACUCACUUCUCAAACAGCCGGGACGAUGUCUACAGGAAAGAUUUCCCCCUCAAUACUGGCACCCACGAGUCUGAAAAACACACCCACAACCAUUACCAAACCCACUACAACACCGACAACCGUGACCAAACCCACUACAACACCCCCAACCAUUACCAAACCCACUACAACACCGACAACCAUGACCCAACCCACUACAACACCCACAACCAUGACCCAACCCACUAUAACACCCACAACCAUGACCCAACCCACUAUAACACCCACAACCAUGACCAAACCCACUACAACACCCACAACCAUGACCCAACCCACUACAACACCCACAACUAUGACCCAACCCACUACAACACCCACAACCAUGACCAAACCCAUUACAACACCUCCAACCAUGACCCAACCCACUACAACACCCAGAACCAUGACCCAACCCAUUACAACACCCCCAACCAUGACCCAACCCACUACAACACCCACAACCAUGACCCAACCCACUACAACACCCACAACCAUGACCCAACCCACUACAACACCCACAACCAUGACCCAACCCACUACAACACCCACAACCAUGACCCAACCCACUACAACACCCACAACCAUGACCCAACCCAUUACAACACCCACAACCAUGACCCAACCCACUACAACACCCACAACCAUGACCCAACCCACUACAACACCUAAAACCAUGACCAAACCCACUACAACACCCACAACCAUGACCCAACCCACUACAACACCCACAACCAUGACCCAACCCACUAUAACACCCACAACCAUGACCCAACCCACUACAACACCUACAACUAUGAUCAAACCCACUACAACACCCACAACCAUGACCCAACCCACUACAACACCUACAACUAUGAUCAAACCCACUAUAACACCCACAUCCAUGACCAAACCCACUACAACACCCCCAACCAUGACCCAAAGCACUACAACACCCACAACCAUGACCAAACCCACUACAACACCCACAACCAUGACCAAACCCACUACAACACCCACAACCAUGACCAAACCCACUACAACACCCACAACCAUGACCCAACCCACUAUAACACCCACAACCAUGACCCAACCCACUACAACACCUACAACUAUGAUCAAACCCACUAUAACACCCACAUCCAUGACCAAACCCACUACAACACCCCCAACCAUGACCCAAAGCACUACAACACCCACAACCAUGACCAAACCCACUACAACACCCACAACCAUGACCAAACCCACUACAACACCCACAACCAUGACCAAACCCACUACAACACCCACAACCAUGACCCAACCCACUAUAACACCCACAACCAUGACCCAACCCACUACAACACCUACAACUUCAACAACUGUAGCCACAACAAGUACAAUGCGUGCAGCUCCAACAACCAGAACGACCACAGCUGCUCCGACUACAUCUACUCCUCAAACCCUGACCCCAGCCACUACACCUGCUUCCCGCUGCUCCGUGAACAUCCGCGGCUGUCAGGGCGUGGUUACGCGUUUUCUGGGUGGUGGACGCCGCCGUUCGCUCCGCGUUACGCCCUGUGACCCGGACGGAGAGUCCCAGACCGGGUUCAGCUGCCGGGUCUCGGGGCUGGACCCGGGGACUCGGUACCGGGUCACCGUGGUGUCCAGGACGGACGGAGAGAGGAGCAACGUGUCGCUGCGCACAGCGCCGGCGUGCGUCCGCGGCCUCCAGGUGGCGCCCUCCGCCCCAGACGGUCUCGGCGUUUCCUGGCGGGCCGGUCUGGGCCGGAGCGAGCGCUUCAGGGUUCUGCUGAUGGACCGGGACAAGGUUCUGCUGGAGAAUGUCACUCUGCCAAACAGCGCUGCCUCCGUUGAGCUGCACGGCCUGCAGCCUGGGACACGGUACACCAUCACCGUGGUAACCGAGGCCGUCGGCCUGCAGAGCUCUGCCUCCAAACAGGCAUUCACAGCCCCUGGACCCGUGCAGCAGCUGCGUGUCCGCCACGCUGAUGAAACCUCUGUUAGCGUUGUGUGGAGUCGCCCGCUCGGUGAAUGGGACGGCUUCACCGUGGUGCUCCGCCAAACGAACGCCAGCGCCAUCCUGUCUCAGAGAAAUCUCUCCGGGGAGGCCAGAGAGUGCACCUUCAACAUCCUGACCUCAGGAUGCCUGUACACCAUCACCGUCACAACCAACAGUGGCAACGUGAGCAGCUCUGCCGCUGUGACUGCCCGGACACGUCCGGCCCAGGUCGGUGGUCUGCGGGUCUCUAACCUCGGCAGCACUGACAGCCUGCAGACACAGUGGGAACGCGCCGCUGGAGACCUGGACUCAUACCGCGUCCUGCUGGUGCAUGACAGCAGCGUCAUCAAGAACGAGAGCGUGCCGGCGGACGCCACCAGCAUCGUGUUCCACGCUCUGAGACCUGGCGCUCUCUACCGGGUGGUGUUAACCUCGGUCAGAGCCGGACAGACAUCCAGACAGACUGUCGCAGAGGGACGCACCGCUCCGGCUGCGGUUGCCGAGGUGAUGGUCAGUAAUAAUGGCCGUAUGGACUUCCUGAGCGUGUCGUGGCGCGCUGCUGCUGGAGACGUGGACGGCUACGUGGUGACACUGAGCGACGGCAGGAAGACGCUCCACACCGCCUCCGUCUCCACGUCCAGCACCGAGUGUGUCUUCAACUCACUGGUGUCCGGACGCCUCUACAACGUCUCCGUUGGCGCCCGCAGCGGCACCCAGCUCAGCCACACCGUCGUCCAGCAGAGGACACAGCCGGCGCCGGUCCAGAAUCCGACAGCGACGCAUGCCGCUCGGGACGACUACCUAAAGGUGUACUGGCGCCCAGCGGCCGGAGACUUUGACUUCUACGUGGUGUCCAUCAAGCACAACAACGCGUUCGUGCAGAACCAGACGGUGUUGGCGACGCAGAGCGAGUGUGUGUUCAGCGGCCUGGUGCCCGGCAGACUCUACACCGUGCUGGUGAGCACCUGCAGCGGGACGUCCCAAACCAGCACCUCCACCCACGGACGCACCCUUCCGGCAGCGGUCCGGUCUCUGGUUCUGGCGGGCCAGGGGACAGAGGACCUGCGUGUGACGUGGUUGGCUGCUCCGGGCGAUGUGGAUCACUACGAGGUGCAGCUGCUGUUUAACGACAUGAAGGUGUUUCCCCCGGUGACGCUGGGCGCCGGCGUGGGAGCGUGCUUGCUGGCCUCGCUCACGCCCGGACGCCUCUACAAGAUCCUGGUGUCCACCUUCAGCGGGCCGAACCAGAGGGCCCGCUUCAUCCAAGGACGCACAGUUCCCAGUAAAGUGAAGAACAUCCAGGUGACUAACGACGGUGACAGCAGCAGUCUGAAGGUCAGCUGGACUCCCGGCCCAGGCGACGUGGACGGAUACUCGGUGUUUCUGUUCCGAGACGACCGACAGCUGGACGUCCGGCCCGUCCUCAAACACCACAACGAGGUGUUGUUCGGCUCGCUGCAGCCGGGACAGACGUACAACGUGACGGUCCAGUCUAUCAGCGGAGAACUGCUCAACAACAACACGGCCGCCGGACGCACAGUGCCGGUGGCGGUGACAGCGCUCCAGGUGGAGGAUCUCUCGACCUGCAGCCUGGCGCUCCGCUGGCAGGAAGCCCUCGGCGUGUCGGACGGAUACUUCCUGCAACUCCUGGACGAGAGAGGAAGUCUGCUGACUCACUCCUUCCAGCCCUCCGGACACACAGCGUUCAGGUUUGAAGGCCUCACCCCAGGGAAAAAGUACCGAGUCAUGGUCCAGACCACCAGUGGGGGGGUCCACAGCCCAGGGGUCAGCGCCGAUGCUCGCACACGCCCUGCAGCCGUCACCGAUCUCUCCGUUAAAGCCAACUCAACCAGCGGUCUGUCGUUCCGCUGGUCUCCGCCUGAAGGGGACUUCGACCGUUACGAGAUCUCGUUGUAUAAAAGUGACGACUCGCUGCAGGAGCGACGCCGCGGCCAGUCCAGCAGUCAGCAGGUUUCCUUCCAGGGUCUCCGACCCGGCGCCGCGUACCGCAUGGUGGUGGUUACGCUUAGCGGAGAACACAGCAACCAAUCAGCUGUCUGGGCCCGCACAGUCCCAGCCGCUGUGGCGUCUCUGACAGCUCGCAGUGGGAACCAGUCUGAUGCCCUGUGGGUGAGCUGGGAGAGUGGCGGUGGCGAUCUGAGCAGCUUCCUGCUGUCGCUCUACAACCCUGACGGCUCUCAGCACGCCGAGCAGCCGCUGGGUCCAGAGGUCAGCCAGUUCGUUUUCUCGGACCUGGUUCCUGGGCGGCGGUACCGGGCCGAGCUGAAGAGUCUCAGCGGAGAGCUGAGCAACAGCGCCAGCACGCUGGGACGCACCGCUCCGAACCCUCCCGGCUCCUUCCUGUUUGGAGGGGUCACCAACACCUCCCUGGAGAUCACGUGGAGCGUUCCCGCCAACUCCGACUUCGACGACUUCGACCUGGAGUGGACUCCUCGGGACCAGCUGGCAGUUAUCAACCCGUACCACAGCCCCACGGCGGGCAGCCGCAUCCUGAGAGGGAUGUUCCCCGGCCGGCUGUACACCUUCAGCCUGCGCAGCAUCAGCGGCGUCGCCGAGCCCACGCGCACCUACAGCACACCCAUCCACAACAGCAUCCGCACCAAGCCGGAGCGAGUGCACGGCCUGCACUGCCGUCCUCAGAGCUCAACAUCUAUCUCAUGUUCGUGGGCGCCGCCGGAAGCAGACUUCGACUCGUACACCAUUGAGUGUCUGCGUCAGGACUCGCAGGUCCUAGUCUACUCCCGACGCACCGGCAGAGACGCCACCACAUACCGCAUCACGCAGCUGGAGCCGCACCGACGCUACAGCGUCUCUGUGAAGGUCAUUUCGGACCGGACGACCAGCGAGGAGGCCCGCGACAGCGUGGUCACCAUGAUCGACCGUCCCCCGGUGCCACCCCUCAGUACUCGGGUCAGCGACCGCUCCGCCAUCGUCACCAAGUCCUCCAUCUUCUUCAGGUUUAACUGCAGCUGGUUCAGCGAUGUCAACGGAGCCAUCAAGUUCUUCGCUGUGGUGGUGGCCGAGUCUCAAGGUGUGGAUGAGCAGCAGCCAGAGCAGCAGCACCCUCUGCCCUCCUACCUGGAAUAUAAAUCCAACAGCUCCAUAAAAUGCUACCAGAGCGGCUUCUUCCCCAGUCAGUGCAGCGACGGCAGCGCCGGCAGCAACCAAAGCUUCCAGAUCACCGUGGGCACGGGGAUGGACUCGCUGGGCGGCUCCUGUGAUCCAGAGACCCGCAGAGACCGGAACCUGUUCUGUGACGGACCGCUGAAACCCAAAACUGCCUACAGGCUCAGUGUCCGAGCGUUCACUCAGCUGUUUGAUGAAGAGAAGAAUGACUUCAGCUCUCCGCUGUACAGUGACACGUACCUGUCACUGCCAGUUGUCACCGAGCCAGAGCCUCUGAGUGGUGUGAUCGAGGGAAUCAGCGCCGCCAUGUUCCUCAUCGUCAUGAUGGUGGGAGUCACCGUUCUGCUGGUCUGCAGACAGAAGGCUCGCAAAGUGGUGGAGGAGAGAACGAGUGUCAGGAUGAACGUGAGGAGAGAUGUUCCGACUUCAGUCCUCCACGGAGUCAGAGGGAACCGCCGAGUGUCCAGUCCCAUAAAGACGGUGAACUUUGAGAGUCAUUUCAUCAAACUGCAGGCCGACUCCAACUACCUGCUGUCCCAGGAGUACGAGGACCUGAAGGACGUGGGCCGGAACCAGCCGCUGGACUCGGCUCUGCUGCCAGAGAACCGCGGCAAGAACCGCUACAACAACAUCCUGCCCUACGACUCGACGAGAGUGAAGCUUUCCUACGUAGACGAUGAUCCGUGCUCCGACUACAUCAACGCCAGCUACAUCCCUGGUAAUACCUUCCGGAGGGAGUACGUGGCGACUCAGGGCCCUCUGCCGGGAACUAAAGAUGAUUUCUGGAAGAUGAUCUGGGAACAAAACGUCCACAACAUGGUGAUGGUCACGCAGUGUGUAGAGAAAGGGAGGGUGAAGUGUGACCACUACUGGCCCUGUGAUCAGGACUCUCUGUACUACGGAGACAUGAUCGUCCAGAUGUUGUCUGAGUCUGUCCUUCCUGAGUGGACCAUCCGGGAGUUCACCAUCUGCAGCGAUGAGCAGCGCAGCAUGUCUCGGCUGGUCCGGCAGUUCCACUACACCGUGUGGCCGGACCACGGCGUCCCCGACACCACGCACUCCCUCGUCCAGUUCGUCCGCACCGUCCGGGACUACAUCAACAGAAGUCCUGGAUCAGGACCCACCGUGGUGCACUGCAGUGCUGGUGUGGGUAGGACAGGGACCUUCAUUGUUCUGGACCGGGUCCUGCAGCAGCUGGACACCAGGGACACGCUGGACAUCUAUGGAGCCGUGUUCGACCUGCGGCUCCACCGAUCACACAUGGUGCAGACGGAGUGUCAGUACUCGUACCUCCAUCAGUGUGUCCGGGACGUCCUGAGAGCUAGGAAGCUCCGCAGCGAGCAGGAUAACCUCCUCUGCCCUAUCUAUGAGAACUACAACUCCCAGAGAGGGGAGAACUACAACUCCCAGAGAGGGGAGAACCUCAUCUCCCAGAGAGGUGUGAACUACAACUCCCACAGAGGUGUGAACUACAACUCCCAGAGAGAGCCGCUGGGCAGCAGACGCUAGAGAUUGUAAUGACUACUGAUCCAUUUGUUGAGCACUACAGGGAAACAUGGCAAUUCUAUUUUUAUAUUUUAUAUCAGUGUUUAUAUUUGAAGCAUCAGAAAACUUUAUUUAUGUAACAACAGAUUUGUACAUAAAGGCUACUUCAUAUCUGAGUGUGUGUAUAUGUAUAUUUUUAGAUAUUUCUUCUGUUUUAAAUUAUGUUUCGGUUUUAAUAUUAGCUUUAAUAAUACACACACAUGCACACACACACACACACACACACACACACACAUCAUAUCAUAAUAAUAUAUAUUAAUAUAUUAAAUCUGUGACUCAUAAUGAGAACCUGAGAGAGCUAGAAAUCAUUUAAAGGUGCCUCAUGUAUUUUAUAUCACAACAAUAACUGUACUUUAUUUUGUAAACAUUGUGUAUGUGAGAGCAGUUUAUUAAACACAACAGAAACAGUA
Messenger RNA from Perca fluviatilis (European perch), 8736 nucleotides. RefSeq names its product receptor-type tyrosine-protein phosphatase beta-like. The record is from RefSeq and is a predicted model, not a curated record. Gene Ontology annotation, molecular function: cadherin binding; protein tyrosine phosphatase activity. Gene Ontology annotation, biological process: angiogenesis; protein dephosphorylation. The transcript has 31 exons. Lineage: Eukaryota; Metazoa; Chordata; Actinopteri; Perciformes; Percidae. Bases 101 to 8290 code for a protein of 2729 amino acids.